Messenger RNA from Phoenix dactylifera (date palm), 10404 nucleotides. RefSeq lists its product as uncharacterized. The record is from RefSeq and is a predicted model, not a curated record. Gene Ontology annotation, biological process: regulation of DNA-templated transcription. Gene Ontology annotation, molecular function: ATP binding; histone binding. NCBI's taxonomy places the organism in Eukaryota, Viridiplantae, Streptophyta, Magnoliopsida, Arecales, Arecaceae. Gene Ontology annotation, cellular component: nucleus.
CCAUUUUUCAACUGCCCCCAAAGAAAGCCUUCAGAAAACGAAGACAAAAGGGGAAAGCUCUCUUCAAGGUCGCUCAUGGCGGAGUAAGGGUUUCUCCUAUGACAUCGCCAACCCUUUUUUUGCCAUCGUCUCGUCCCCGAUCGUUAAACCCCCCACCUUCUUCGAUAAAUCUUGUAGGGAAUCUCGCUUAUGCUUCCGAUUCGACUGAGCGAAUCCAAGUCUGAGUUUUUCUUCAUGAGAUGGCCUCUUCCCAGCAUGUUGAAGUGGAGGCAGCCAAACUUUUGCAUAAACUUAUUCAAGAGUCAAAGGAUGAGCCUGCAAAAUUAGCAACGAAGCUCUAUGUUAUAUGCCAGCAUAUGAAAUUAAGCGGAAAGGAGCAGUCAUUGCCAUAUCAAGUUAUAUCAAGGGCAAUGGAAACUGUUAUCGGGCAGCACGGUCUUGAUAUUGAUGCUUUGAGGUCUUCUCGAUUUUCAUUUGCUGGUGGGACUUAUAUGGGGGAUCCAGGAGAGAUGAGAUCAAAAGACAGUCAGACAAUUGAGAAUCAGUUACCUACCGGUGGAAUUGAUAUGCCUCAUAAAAAUAUGCCCCCUAGCACAUGGCAAGUUGCAUCAAGUAGUCAAAUGAAGGAAGAAGCUUAUGCUGGUUCUUUCCAGGCUUAUGGUAUGCAGAAAGAUUCUUUAGCAGCUCCGGGGGCAGCAGAUAUGACUAGGCAUGAGGUACUUGUUUCAAACAGGCCAGCUUUGGGAAUAAGUAGGAUGGACAGUAUGGGACCUGUUCCUCAUCAAGGGUCUGUCUCUCAGAAAAGCAGCAAGUCAUCUGAGCAUGAAAGUCCAGCUAGCAUACCAAUGGAGGACAUCGGAUCUGCAAACUCCCAGGAAAGGCAUGACACUUCAAAACCAGAUCAAGUGAACAAGAAAGAAGUUAAAAAAUCUGGUACCAAGAGAAAAAGGGCCGACUCAAAAGCGGAUACUGAUGUGCAUUCUGAUAACCCUCUGCAGAUAGAUGUUCUCGCUACAGGACAUAACUCAAGAAAGGGGAAGCAGAUAAAUAAAGGUGGCAUGCAGGGUCCGUUUGCCAUUGAAGGUGGUGAUAAUGAACAAGGAAAUCCUGUUCAAUAUAUUGGUCAAUUGGAACACUUUCCAUCAUUAUCUAGUGGUGCUGGGUCAUUAUACAAAGCCAAACUAGAAAAUUCUCAGGCUUUCUCAGAGAGGACUAUGGACAAAACUAAGAGCUCAAGUUCAUUUCCUGUUACUCAUGCUUCCAGACUUUCUGAAGAAGUAUCUUCUGCACAUAGUGUUUUUGGGCUGCAGAAAGGAGGUCUACAGCCACCUAGGACCAAUACUCUUGGUUCCGCUUAUGUCUGGAACCAGUAUAAGUUCCCACUGUCAUCAGAAAACUCUCAAGGUUCUGGUCCUGUUUUUAUGGAAACUUCUCCUGGAGUCAAUAAUGAAGCUAUUUAUACUGGAAAUGGACCAAAAAUCAAUUCAAAUGAGGCAACAAAUGAUGGCUCAAAGCUUGUAAACUUGCCUGCAAAUCAUGCACAUGGUAUUGGAAGACUAAAUGUAGGAACAUCUGGUGCUUUCAACUCUUUUGCUAUGGCAAAGAUGGGUUUUCCUGCUCCAGCACAUUAUUCGGGUGCUACGUUUGAUGGUCAUGAGUUUGCUUCAAAAAUGCACCUACAAAGAAGUUUUGAGGUCUCAGGUUCUCAGUUGUCAGAAAAGGGCAAGGAUGUGAUUGCUGUCAAUACUAGCAUUGAAUUCCCCUCAGGUGUUUCUGCUAAAGCUACAGCUGAUUCGGAGAUCAGGAAGUCUGGUAUCAUGAGAGAUGGAGCAUCCCGAUUUUCCCAGAAGUUUUUGGAAGCCCAGGGAGGUGGAAUUCAAGAACGACAGAACGAGGAUAUUGUUCCAGUGAAAGCUGAGACAGUUCAUCAAAGUAGUCAGCAUUUCUUUGCUAAACCAAAGUCAGAUACCAAAUUAUAUGGUGGACCAACUAAUCAUGCAGAUAUAAAUACUCUAAGAAGUGCAGCUCCUAAAGAUGUUGGAGUGGGUCUUACAUCUCAGGCCUCUUCUUCUUCGAACAUGCCUUUUAAGGAACAGCAAUUGAAACAGCUUAGAGCUCAGUGCCUUGUAUUUCUUGCAUUCAGAAAUAAUUAUGUGCCUAGGAAGCUCCAUCUUGAAAUUGCACUUGGGCGAAGCUACUCCAAAGAAGGUGUCAGUGCAGAUGGAACUCACAAAGGCUUGAGUGACUGCAGGGCAGCAGAUGCAUCUACGAAGGAGGCUGGUAACAGUCUCGAGAGCUCUAUUAUGUUCUGUAGGGCAAAUGAUAUUGCCAAAAUACCACCAAGUACUUUAUCUACUGGAAGUAUAGUGGAAACAGACUCAUCAUCCAAGGAUACAGAAAACACAAAGAAGAAGAGCAAGAAAUGCCCAAAUUCAUACAGUUCCAUGAUGGCAGAAGAAAAUAGGCGACCUCCAGUUUUUAAACAAAAAACAGAUUCAGAAAUACGGUCUCAGGAAACUGCAGAAUCACGUGCAGUAUCUGUCAUGCCACAAGAGUCGGACUCUCUGAUACAUGCUGGAAAAGGUGCCUCAGACAAUCAUUGUGAUAGGAGUGGUCCAGAGAAUGCUAAGCAGCAAGCUGCCUGGACAAACCAGGUUACAUCUGUUUUUGGUGUCAAUAAGCUGCCUCCCAAGCCUGAGGGGGCUAUUGCAACAAGAACCAGUAUUUAUGAUGUCCCUUCUAAAGAUUCACUGGCAAUGCCGUUGAUUCAUCGUAAUCAGUCUCAAAUCAUCGGUGGCAGUGAUGGUUCAGGCAAGUUACUUAAGCCAGAUUCUCCAAUGCCAGAGUCUAACUCACUGGCAGAUAAAUACCAGUCUUUGGUACCAGUAAAAGAGCAGAAUCUGCAGAUUAUAGGAAACAAAGUUGAAAACUUCAAGCACAUGGUGAACCCUUCAAAGGAUGCAAACAUGUUUUUCACUCAUGUUAAUUCUGCAGAAAAGCUUUUUGCAGCUUCUGAGUCGAUAAUAUCUAAUUGUCCACCUAAUAUUUAUGCCGGAAGUAGUGAGCUGAACGAAAAUAGGGUUUCUGUUAUCCAAAAACAUUGUGGUUCUGAUGGAUUCAAGACUUUGACCAUCAAUGAUACAGUAAAACAUGGAAAUUUGGUGACAAUGCUGGAUAAAUUUGCUGAUCAAGAAGAGGGCAACAAAUCAUCAUCUGAUGAGAUGCCUCCUCCUCCAAAGUACACUACCUUAGAAAAGUGGAUGAUGGAUCAGCAGAAAAGGAAACUUGUUGAAGAGCAAAAAAGGGUGUUAAAGCAGAGGAAGGCUGAGGAAAGAAUUGCGGCAUGCUUUGACAAGUUAAAGGAAUGUGUGAGUUCAUCAGAAGAUAUCUCUGCCAAGACAAAAAGUGUGAUUGAAUUGAAAAAGCUUCAACUUCGAAAGCUUCAACGUCGUUUACGCAGUGAUUUUCUGAAUGAUUUUUUCAAACCCAUUACGUCUGAUGUGGAGCGUUUGAAAUCAUUCAAGAAACAUAGACAUGGAAGGAGAAUGAAACAACUUGAAAAAUUUGAACAGAAAAUGAAGGAAGAGAGGCAAAAGCGAAUUCGUGAAAGACAGAAUGAAUUCUUUCGUGAAAUAGAAAUCCACAAGGAGAAACUAGAGGACUAUUUCAAGGUCAAGAGAGAGCGCUCUAAGGGUUUCAAUAGAUAUGUGAAAGAGUUUCAUAAAAGGAAGGAACGAAUACAUCGAGAGAAGAUUGACAGAAUCCAGCGUGAGAAGAUUAAUCUACUAAAGAACAACGACGUGGAGGGAUAUUUGAGAAUGGUUCAGGAUGCAAAAUCAGAUCGUGUCAAACAACUCCUUAAAGAGACAGAAAAGUAUCUUCAGAAGCUGGGUUCAAAGUUACAGGACGCUAAGGCGAGGGCAAGACGGUUUGAUAUGGAAAUGGAUGAGAGCCGAGCAGUUAACUUUGUUGAGAGGAAUGAGGAUGCAGAUGACAACGAAUACGAAUGUGACCAGGCUCAGCAUUAUCUGGAAAGCAAUGAAAAAUACUAUAAGUUGGCUCAUGGUAUAAAAGAGAUCAUCAAUGAGCAGCCAGCUUCUCUCCAGGGUGGAAAAUUGCGGGAGUAUCAGAUGAAUGGUUUGCGUUGGUUGGUCUCCUUGUACAAUAACCACUUGAAUGGGAUUCUAGCAGAUGAAAUGGGACUUGGAAAAACUGUUCAAGUCAUUGCUCUGAUAUGUUAUCUUAUGGAAACAAAAAAUGAUAGGGGUCCAUUUCUAGUUGUAGUACCAUCAUCUGUACUCCCUGGAUGGGGAUCUGAAAUGAGCUUCUGGGCACCUGGUAUAAACAAGAUCACAUAUGCUGGUCCUCCGGAAGAGAGGCGUAGGCUAUUCAAAGAAAUGAUCAUACAUCAGAAAUUCAACGUUCUUCUGACGACUUAUGAAUUUCUGAUGAACAAACAUGAUAGACCGAAGUUAAGCAAAAUUCAUUGGCAUUAUAUAAUAAUUGAUGAAGGUCAUCGCAUUAAGAAUGCGUCCUGUAAGCUCAAUGCAGACCUGAAGCAUUACCGGAGCUCUCACCGCUUGCUCUUGACUGGAACGCCUCUACAGAACAAUCUUGAGGAGCUGUGGGCACUGCUUAAUUUCUUGUUACCUAAUAUUUUCAACUCAUCAGAGGAUUUCUCUCAAUGGUUCAAUAAACCAUUUGAGGGUAGCGGUGAUAACAAUCCUGAUGAAGCUUUACUUUCUGAGGAGGAGAAUCUUUUGAUUAUAAACCGUCUUCACCAAGUUCUUCGACCUUUUGUACUUCGAAGGCUGAAACAUAAGGUUGAGAAUCAGUUGCCUGAGAAAAUUGAAAGACUUAUAAGAUGUGAAGCUUCUGCUUAUCAAAAACUUUUAAUGAAAAGAGUGGAGGAGAAUCUUGGUGUAAUUGGAAAUUCAAAGGGUCGUUCUGUGCAUAAUACUGUGAUGGAAUUGCGCAAUAUAUGCAAUCACCCAUAUCUCAGCCAACUUCAUGCUGAAGAGGUUGAUACUUUGUUACCUAAACAUUAUUUGCCCACUUUUGUGAGACUUUGCGGAAAGCUUGAGAUGUUGGACCGUUUGCUACCCAAACUCAAGGCAAAUGAUCAUCGGGUUCUAUUUUUCUCCACGAUGACCAGAUUGCUUGAUGUUAUGGAGGAAUAUCUGACUUGGAAACGUUAUAAGUACCUUCGUCUGGAUGGACACACUUCCGGACAGGAUCGUGGAGCUCUCAUUGACGCAUUCAAUCGUCCUGACUCAGAGUUUUUUAUAUUUCUCCUAAGUAUUCGAGCUGGAGGAGUAGGAGUAAAUCUUCAAGCAGCUGACACUGUCAUCAUAUUUGACACUGAUUGGAAUCCGCAGGUUGACCUGCAAGCACAGGCAAGGGCCCAUAGGAUUGGCCAAAAGAAGGAUGUACUUGUUCUACGGUUAGAGACGGUCCGCACUGUAGAAGAACAAGUUAGAGCUGCGGCUGAGCACAAACUGGGUGUUGCUAAUCAGAGUAUAACGGCAGGCUUUUUUGACAAUAACACAAGUGCUGAAGAUCGAAGGGAAUAUUUGGAAUCCCUCCUUAGGGAGUGCAAGAAAGAAGAGGCAGCUCCUGUGUUAGAUGAUGACGCUCUCAAUGAUCUCCUAGCCCGCAGUGAAUCUGAGAUUGAUGUUUUUGAAUCUGUUGACAAACAAAGGCGUGAAGAUGAGAUGGCAGCAUGGCAGAGAUUGGUUCAGGGGAGUUCAGCCGAAGGGUUGGAGCCAUUAGCCAUGCCUUCUCGUCUUGUUACAGAUGAGGACCUGAAACCUUUUUUUGAAGCUAUGAUGAUAUAUGAAUCCUCAAACGUCAAUGUAAAAAGACAAGGCGAGUAUAUUGGGGGCCUUGACACACAUCAAUAUGGAAGGGGUAAACGGGCUCGUGAGGUCCGUUCUUAUGAAGAUCAGUGGACAGAAGAAGAAUUUGAAAAACUUUGUCAGGUUGAUUCGCCUGAGUCAUCCCAACCUGCAGAAGUACCAAAAGAACCAUGCCCCAUAAAUGAUUCAGGUGGCCUGAAGGUGAGUGCCCGAGAGGUGCAGUCAUCUUCAUCAAAAAAUCUGUCAGCUACGUCCAAAGAGUCAUUGCAUCCACGUAAGGAGCCACCACCUCCAGCAAAAAGGGGAAGGGGUAGACCAAAGAGAGGGGCAACAAGUGUCGCACCAUCUCCAGCUGCUCCACCAUCAAAUAUUAUCAGCAAACAGGAAACAGGACCUCAGAGAGAAAACCUUUCUGCUUCCUCGACAGUUGGUGGUGUAGGUCCUGUUUCUAUAGAAGAAACUACUGGGAGUGCACAGCAUGAGAUUGGUGUAGCUGCUACAGCUUUUCUGCCAUCACCUGGCCCUCAAAUGGCAGUUCAAGCUAAGCGCCGGAAGACUCAGACUGGAGAAACACCUCGAGGACGAGGCAGAAAACAGAAGUCCGUGUCUUCUACUGCUGGAGCUCAAGCUAAUAUGGUUACCGGACCUCCAAAGGGUACUGAAGCAGCAAAUAAUACAUCUGCAAUUUCUGCAUUUGCCCAGGAGAGUCCAAGUGUUGAUAAAAGUUCAGGAAUUACAAAUGCACCUCCUGUGUGUCACCAGGUUAACCCUAUUUCAGGAUUGCCAAACAUUGUUGACGUGGCCUCUGGCAAAGCCUCCAGUUCACUGCAAACACCUGAGAAAUUUAAGAAUAUCUUACCUGCUGAGGACAUAAGACAAUCAGGAAGGGGAAUUCCUGCUCAUGAUAUUAAAGCAGCUCCUAUUGGAACAAAAUUGACUGCAAGUGCAGAUAGUAUGAGCUUUAUGCAGUCAAAGAUGCAUGAUAAUGUGAAAGGUGUUAUGGUGCAAGCUGGUCCAGGGCAAAUGUUUGUGCCAUCUGCAUCUGUGAUGCCUGUGUUUGUACAAAAUUUGAAAGACAGAAGAAAUCAUGUGGGGACAGAUGAGGCAUCUACUGAGGUGCAGAAACCAGCUGAAAUGCAAGAUGAAUAUUCUCUUCUAGGUACCCAGAAAACAAUACCGGGUUCUGAUGUUAAGUCAACUGAGAAGCAGGGUCCAACUGAGAAAAAAGAUGAUUCUUCUCUUGCAAGCAUGCAGAAAACAAUGACUAGUGUUGAUAUUAAAUCUAGUGAGAAAAAUAAGCAAGUUGAAAAACAAGAUUAUAGUUCUAUUCGAAGUGUCCAGAAAAUGACGACGAAUCCUGAUGUUAAAUCCUGUGAAAAGCAGAAAUUAGUUGAAAAAUUGCAUGAUGCUUCACUUCAAAACAUCCCUAUAAUAGAACCUCAUUGUGAUGCCCUUAAGAAUAGCCCUAUGAGUGGUGCAAGUGGUGACAAAGCCACCUCAAGUGUUGAACUACCGUGCCUGACACCUGUUGAAGUAAUCAAACACCAGGAAAAUGUAAACCUUGACAUAGCACCAGGUACAUUAUCCGAGAGCAUGAAGCAUGGAACAGUACUCGUUGCAGUCCCUUUAGCUCAAAUGCAAUGUUCUUCAGUCCCUAAUGUGAUCCAAAAUGGACCUGGGAGCAAAGCUUCAGUUACAAGGAAAAAAGCCACUUCUCGUGAACCAAGAAGUAGAAGCAAUUCUUCAACAGCAGCAUGUGAACGCCGUGCUCGACUUGCAGGGUUGAAGCAGUUAGAAGGGUCAAGGAAGACAGAUAGUAAGGGAAAAUCUGUGAAGGUAAACACUUUGAGAGAGAAACAGGAGACUGAUAACACUAAAGUAAGCCCUGCUACAUUUGGCACGGUUUCUGGGUUGGAAGAGAAAUUGCCAAAGAUUCAGGUCCCUGUUAAACUUUCUUUGCAGAUGGAAAUUUCAUCUGAAAAGUCAGAGUUAUCCAAACAAUAUAACAGGCAGUCUGAUAUAUGUACAAUUAAUGAAAAUGCUGCCAGUUUGAUGGGUACAACUCGUGCACCUGCCAAAUCAGAAAUCAAAUUGGUCCAAGAUAAUGUGCAUGGUCCUGAUGAGGAUAUUAUGAAAUCAUCAACCCCUGGUGUAAAUGAAAUUUUACCAAACAUUACUGGAUCACGUUCAACAAACACAAAAGCAGUGGAUGCUACAGGUAAAGCUUCUUUGACACUGUCAGAGGUACCUGAAUUGUCUGCAGGAGGUGAGAUCAGUACCUUAUUACAUGAUCCUGGGAAAUCAAAAUUAAAUAACAAUGCAGAUUUAAAACAUGAGUCGUGCAAGAGUAAAACCGCUGUAGACACCAGGGAGCCUAUGCUUCCGUCUUCAGAACCAGAGGCUCUUGCAAUUGGCAGUUCAGUUAAUGAACUAGUAAACUUACCCAGUGAGACUGCCACACAGCAGCCGUUUGCAAGAGAUGCGUCUCAAUCAUGCCAAGGACAUAGUGGAGCUGAGGUUCUUAAAUCGGAUGGUAAAGAAACUUCUCUGUUGGAAAGUGCACAUGUAAGCUCCACAGAAAUAUUCCCUGUGCAUCCAAGUAGCUCUGUCAUCCCACCUGGAGCUGAACUUUCUGAGGAGAAGGUUGUGGAGGCUGGUGAUGCUCCAUCUGGCUUCAGCUCUGGGAAGCCUGGUGCAGCUCUAUCUAACCUCAGUUCCGAAGUUGAAGCCAACGAGGAGGAAAAAAUUGUGGUGGUUUUUGAAGCUCCUCAUGUCUGUACUCAAGUUGUGCAAGUCACCGCAGAUGCAAGGCAGAGUGACAAUGAAAAUUCCCUUUCACAGAGUUGUACAGAGGUGGACUGUUCUGUACCUCCUAGUUCUGAAGUUGUAAGUACUCGUCCUGAGGAGGCAGUUAUUGUUGACGAGGAAAAAAUAUCGCUGGAUGAAUCUUGUUCACAAAGUCCGAAGACACGGACUGGUCAAGUACCUUCAUUUUCUGUGAUAGAAGAUGUAGUUAGGGGUGAAGAAUCAUCUUCAGUAGUGGCUGAAACAGACACUGGAAGCAAGUCAACAUGUACACCGAAAGAAAUCUUAACAGGGUCUACUGCAGGUGAUGUUUGCCCUGCAAGCAUUUGCACUACUGCUGCAUUCAAUGAUAACAUUAGCCAUAGUGAGUCAAUAAUGAAGGACCAUACUUUCUCGGCUUCUAUUGCAAGUAAUGUUGCAAGCAAGGAUGAGCAAACAUCUGAAGCUAGGAUUACUGCAGAAUUUCCAGUUGGUAAGCAAACUGAAUGUGAUCCUCCUGCAAGGAUUCCAAUUGGUAAGCAAACUGAAUGUGAUCCUCCUGCAGAAAUGAAUCCAGAUAACUCUGUUAACAAAUAUAGAUUUACGAUGGAAGCUGUUGCUGUGGCUGAAAUUAACAAUCAUCCUAUAUUGAAUUGUCAUACAUCGGCUACCACUUUACCAGAGACCAACAUAUGCAGGGCAACUGAAUGCGCACUGGAUGAGCAAGAAAACAAAUGUGGUUUUAAUGAAGUGACCGAUACAGCGUCUCUUGCUGCAUCUCAAGAAUCUGAGCAUCCUCAGAAUGCUAAUGACCUUGCAGAAUGCACUGCAGUCCAAUUGUCAAUUAUUCCUUUGUCAGGACGGACCGACCAACUGGAUCAGCAAGUGGACUUGCCUGCCAAUAUCAGUCACACAGAUAAUUCUUGUGAAACUAAAAUUACUAAAGAGACAGUAGAUGGUUGUGCUGUGUUAAAUGGUGGCAACUCUUCAAAUUUGCGUAGUCAAAAAUCGAAGAGAGAUGGCGAGCCUACUAACAAGAGUUCUAGUGAUGAUCUGACUCCUGAUGGUCCGGGUAAAGAGACCUCUGGUCAGUUAUAUGUGGAUCCUGACAGUAAAGAUAGUGGUCCUGCAGAAAUGAAUUGUUCCGAAGACCAUACUCUUCCAUGUGUGACCUCUGCAGAAAUGCAUGACGGAUGAAGAUUAGAAGCCAUACAUGGACAGUGCAGCAGAGUUUAAAGCAGAAUACGAGAAGUGGAGAAAUUAAAUGAUGAAAAUGUGGAAGAAGUAUGCAGAAUCAUUCUCCUCUUUCAUCGUUCCCAUCUCUCUUGCUAGAGUAACCAUAUUUCUACUUAUUUCCUCUUUUGUUCUGCAAGGGAAAGAAAUAAAAGGAUGGCUCCGAAAAGGAAGAAGAGCGAGGAGCAGAGAAUUUUUUUGCUGGAAUGGUCAGCAAGAACAGUUUCUUUGUUUUCUACCUGUAAAUUUUGAUGGAUUUCGUUGCGUGGAUAUAAGGGCCUUGCCGCUCUGAAAUACUUGUUUGCCUUUAUAGCAAUGCUCUGCAUCACAGAUUCGACUUGUUCUGGUGUUUGGCUUUGGCCUAUGUUGAUGUACGGUUCUGACCUUUGGUUAUUAUUCUAUCUGUGCUGUUGUGUUUAUUGUGCACCGAAUCUUGUUCAAUUUUUAAGUUGAUCAGCUUAUGUUUGUCUUUGUUAAAACAUUUGGUGCACAGAAUGGAAUUCUUUGGCUGGUCCACCAGCUUUGCCUA